ACUAUCAAGCUACCGAUGGGAACACAUUUGUGUCAUGUGAGUAGACAUGACAGAAACAGCUUUCCUUAAAUUAUUUGUGGCAAUAGUGAUCACCUUCAUUUUAGUCCUGCCAGAAUUUUUCAAGACACCAAAAGAAAGAACCCGUGAGCUCUCCUGUCUGGAAGUGUGUUUCCUGCCUAACUUCACCUCUCCGCUUUCUUCCUUCAAUUUUUCUUCUGUGGCUUUUCUGCAACCGGCAGAGGAAACACAGACUAUUAUGGGAAUUUCUCCAAAUCACUCCAGUUUCCAAAGUUUCGCUGAGAUUUGCCGAGGCAUCACAAGUAGAUUGCCGAUGUGUUCCUUGUGUUUGGUUUGUGAAUCCAAAGGAGUCAUGGAUUUCACUUCUCAGGAACAAAUAUCAAAAGGUCUUGUCAUGAGGGGAUCAAUGGAAGUGAAGGCACGUGACUUGUACUCACCCUGUCAGUAUUUUAAUAUCACCGCCGCUCUUAUAGCUGACCCUGUGAAGGAAGACAACACUACUUGCACUCCCAAAACCCGUCCUGGAAAAGCCUCAGCUGUCGAUGAAGAUCUAGCCAGGAAAAAGUCUCUCAACCACACUUGUAGAUUUAUGAAAAGUACGAACAAUUGCGCUCACAUUUUCUUGCGCCUAGAAACGGGUGUAAAAUCUGUCACUUGUUCCAUGAAGAUCACUUGGUACAUUUUAGUGCUAUUAGUUUUUAUGCUAAGUAUCAUCUUUAUUAUCCACAAAAUACUUGAAGACCACAGGAGAGUGCGGAGACGGCAGAGUCAUAAGUACAAAUCUACAUCUGGUCUCUUAAGAGGGGGUGGCUCUGCCAAGGUUAUUCCAGAGUCCACUCAACGGUUACCCUUAGUGCGGGUCAUGGAAGUGCUCCCCGCAAUACCAGAGCUUGAAGUCGCUUCUGCUGUGUACCAGCAAGAUCAAUAUACACCGUGAGUGAUGCUCAACCCUAUUGACUAUUCGACUUGUGCAUUAGAAACCUGGAUGGAUUCAGAGGUCUUCGGU
This is a messenger RNA of Mus caroli (Ryukyu mouse), 1024 nucleotides long. RefSeq names its product transmembrane protein 156 (gene Tmem156). The record is from RefSeq and is a predicted model, not a curated record. Lineage: Eukaryota; Metazoa; Chordata; Mammalia; Rodentia; Muridae.